Molecule: messenger RNA, 498 nt
Organism: Ilex paraguariensis (yerba mate)
Lineage: Eukaryota; Viridiplantae; Streptophyta; Magnoliopsida; Aquifoliales; Aquifoliaceae
Source: the annotation of a GenBank genome assembly
AUGUUCAUCGGCAGCUCGUGGCUUCACGCGCCGCCUCUACGUUGUUCAUAUUUCACCACUAUCUCUCCUGCAUCGUCGCAGCUCAACAACAACAAUCACUUACCGAUGUCGACUUCUGUUCGCAUUGCCGUCGUUGGUGACGUUCAUGAUGAUUGGAAUCUUGAAGAAGAUGCCAAAGCUCUUCAAUUUCUGCAGGUGAAUAUUUUUCUUCACAUUUUCUCCGCCUCCCAUUUUUCUGGCACUGAUUUUAGUGAACUUUCAGAUAUGUAAUGCAUACCGGUAAAUUCUGUGUUUAUUUGGAAUUUGCAUUCAAAUAUGCGUAUAUGUAUGUAUGUGAGUCCCCAUCAGAGUAGUGCUUCAAUUUGUAAAUGCAUUAUACUAUCAAAUUUGAAUGUGUAAGCUAUCUUUUUUGUAUGAAAAUUGAGGACAUUCGAGGGUUAAGAUACAAUAUUAAGGGCCGAAUUAUAGCUAAUUGAGAUUGUUCGUGAUUGAUUAUAA